Actinia tenebrosa (Australian red waratah sea anemone) is the source of this 2119-nucleotide messenger RNA. RefSeq names its product rhodopsin, GQ-coupled-like. Lineage: Eukaryota; Metazoa; Cnidaria; Anthozoa; Actiniaria; Actiniidae. The record is from RefSeq and is a predicted model, not a curated record.
UCCAUCGUUAUGAUACUCAAACUUACUUGUGUGGUUAUGCUUUACAUUUGGAAUUCUGUAUCGCAAACGGAACUAUGAAUCAAACGGGCCGAGAAAGCAAUUCUCCGCUUCGGCUGCAAUUGGACGUGGCUAUUCCUUUCGUAUCUGUGCUAACAAUUAUCGGCUUAACCUCUCUCACAAUCAAUUUGUUAAUUGUAGUAGCAAUAAGUAAGUAUUGGAAGACGAAGAAAGGUUACGAACUAUUUGUUUUACAGAGCACCUUAAUCGAUCUCAUAGCCACAGUCAUUACCAUCCCAUUUUGGAUUCUGACUGUCAUUCAAGAUGAAAGAUUUGGAAAUGAUAUACUAUGCCAACUAAAUGGAUCGAUGUGUUUGAUGGAACUGAUAGCCCCAGUGUUGUUUCUCAUGCUGGCAACGGCCUAUAGACACUCAGGACUGGUUGGACAUGAAGCCUACGAACGUGUAUUUACAGAAAAACGUUCUUACUUCUUCAUUCUACUAGGAUGGCUUUUAUCAAUACUUCUUUGUUUGCCACAGAACUUUGGUUGGAAACCCAUGCCUGAAGUGUCUUGUAUUCCAGAUUUAGUUACAAACAUUUGGUAUACUAUGUAUAUGCUAACAUUUUUCUUUUUUCUACCCCUGGCUGCAUCACUUUUCGCGCACCUAUUUGACAUUGUACUCUUCAAACCUGAGAGAUACCAACAAAAGUCUAGCACUCUGUUUCAAAUUUGUAAGAGAAAAUGUCUUCGAGGUGAGGAACUAGAAAUCCAAAAAUCCAUGUGUUUAGUGAUAGUAGCUCAUGCGUGCUCCUGGCUUCCCUAUGUAUUGAUUUCUAUCACUGAAAAUCUUGCUGGAAGUCGCACGUUUUACUUAAGUGGAGUUUCGCUCCAUUUCAUUAGUCUUACUGCGGGACUAUCAGGCAUGUCUGUUAAAGGAGCUUUAUUUUGUUUUGAAAAUCCACGAAUUAGACGCCGCGCUAAAGAAUUGUUUGGAUGCAUUGAGGAAAACGAAGAAACUUCUUCUCAUCAAGUCGAUAUUUAAAUAUUUAGCACUUGUGUGUGUAAAUCUCGCAACAGAAAUAUACUCUCGAAGCUUAGACCAAUGAAUUCAAGUGCUGUUCAAGUUGAUUAGGAAAAAACGACCUGAAUAAAAUCGAAAUCGAAAAUCGAUUGAAAACUGGCGCAAUGCGUUGCCAAAUCAUCCCUAACAUCUGUAAAUAAAAUCUAAAGUGAGAUAUUUAUUAAGAAAUUUUGAAUUUUAUAGAGGCCAAGUUCUUCUUUCUCUAAUUGGAGUCAGUAGUUCCUAUAAAAAUAUUGCAAAUGACCGUCACCCAUCACCCGUUUACCAUUAUGUGAAGCAAUUAGAACCUGUAUUUUGGAAAUCGGGACAGUAGAAACGUUUGAGGAAAAAUAAUUCUAGAAGCGGAUUUCAAGGUAAGAACUUUUUGUGAAAAUAUUUCUAAAACAAUUAAGAAGACAUCAGUGUAGCAAGCAUGGAAGACGUUUUCCGUUUCUAGGAAGAAGUUCGCUCCUGAGAGAAUUUAUUAUCAAGGUUGUUUACAACAAAGCGAAAUACUACUUAUUUUUUUUGGAUGGCUCUGAGAAAGUCAUCAAACUUAUGUUAUUACUUUUUUAUGACUUUUUCUCGUCGUUUGGUAUAAAUAUUUUGCAAUGCUGUCAAAAAUCUUGACCAAACAACACAAAAACAUGUUUCCCGCAAACAUUCCAGUAACCUUGUUUGAAAACACGACCCGCACAAAUUAUUCAUAAUAUUGGUGAGCCCGCUAGUUCAUUGUGGAGAAAAAGAAUUGAUCCUUUAUGCCAAAAAACAGCGCCAAGAAGUAUACAGAUAUUAUAUUUUAUUCGUAGUCAAAGAACUCUUACUCCUUUUAUAUUUUGCCAUUAUAGAAAAAUAAAACAUAAAAGAAAGUUGCCACUUAUUUGUAUCAAAUUACUUUUAUUUCGUUGGUGAAGCUAGCGUAAGCAAUACUACAAACUCGGACGCAAUAACAAAACCACUAACAGCCGUUUUUCUUUCAAUUUUUCCAGUUUAUAAAUGCUUCGGGUUUUUUCCUAUUCCAAACAAUCCUAGAAAGCAAUUAAAAGCUACGUUUCAAGGGA